Molecule: messenger RNA, 2091 nt
Organism: Aedes albopictus (Asian tiger mosquito)
Lineage: Eukaryota; Metazoa; Arthropoda; Insecta; Diptera; Culicidae
Exons: 1
Coding region: 1-2091 (696 amino acids)
Source: RefSeq, a predicted model, not a curated record
AUGCCGCCCAAGAGAACACCAGUGAAGAAGGUGCCAGAUCCAACUGAGGACGGAGAACUGAGAGCGCUGUUCCUCAACCGUGGAGCUGCUCAACGAAACGUGAACCGAAUCCGGACCAUCCUUCAAAAAUCAGAAGCAGACAACGUUGAGCUAACCCCAGCCCAGAUAAAGGUGUACCAACGAAGCGUCGAAAAUGCCCAUGCAGAAUAUACCAGAUUCCAUCAACAGAUCAUCGCUCUGUCCCCAUCAGAUGGACUUGAGGAGCAAGAAGAGUGUUACCUCAAGUUUUUGGAUCUGUACGAGGAGGUGUCCGUGCUGCUCGAGAGCCGGAACGAGAAGUUGACUGCGCCAUCAACUCAGCAGCCUUCGUACGUCUCCAACCAACAGCCGAUCAUCGUUCAGUCGCAGUCAUUUGGUGCUCCACUGCCAACCUUCGAUGGUCAUUAUGAAGCAUGGCCCCGCUUCAAAGCCAUGUUUCAGGAUCUGAUGCAGCGCUCAUCAGAUUCCGACGCGGUGAAGCUAUACCACCUGGAAAACACCUUGAUAGGAGAUGCCGCUGGUGUGAUCGAUCUGGAGACAUUACAGGACAACGAUUACCAGCGUGCAUGGGACAUCCUGGAGGAAAGGUUUGGCAACAAGCGACUUAUCCUGGAAUCGCACAUUCUGGGUCUCCUAAACAUGGAGAGGAUGACUAAGAAGUCGUCGAAGGAUCUCCGGAGACUCAUCGAUGAGUGCACUCGCCAUGUGGAGAAUCUCAUCAAGCUCGGUCAACCACUUUCAGGAAUGUCAGAGCUGAUCGUGGUAACCGUGUUGAGUCGUGCGUUGGAUGGUCAGACUCGUGAGCUAUGGGAAGCUUCAAUGGACCAGACGGAGCUUCCAGACUACGAGCAGACCAUCGAAUUCCUAAAGCAACGGUGCAUUAUUCUAGAGAGAUGCGAGAAUAGUGCACCCACCGUGUCCCCGAACAUCAGAGUCUCCAACCAGAAGCCGCCUGCAUCCAAGUUCGUGCCUUCCAAGACGUCACAUGCAGCGUUAGUAGUGUCGAAGUAUGCGUGCGACUUCUGUGCCGGACAGCAUCCAAAUUGUAGGUGUUCCGUGUUCCAGAAACUGUCCGUGGAUAAGCGCCAUACAAGAGUGAAGGAGCUAAAUGCAUGCUUCAAUUGUUUAAGAAAAGGCCAUCGAAGCUCAGUGUGUUCCAGUAGUAAAUCGUGCCUGCAGUGCUCAAAAAGACAUCACACGUUGCUACAUUUUGAGCGUAAGAGGACUCCAGUUAAUCGCGAUCCAGUUAAUGGGACCCAGCAACUUGCAGAAGCCAACCCAGUACCGGUAGCGAUUCAGCCUCCUGUAAAAUCGUCGUGUUCCAGCAGAGAUUCGCCAUCAUCCAAGCAUGUGUUUCUGAUGACAGCAAUGAUAAACCUAACGUCCAAAAAUGGUCAGGCUCAUCGUGUGCGUGCCUUAUUGGAUUCUGGAUCACAGAUCAACCUCAUCGCCGACUCAGUAGUGCAAAGGAUGAAGCUACUGAAGUUUCCUGCAAAUGUCCCAGUUGUUGGAGUCAAUGGCACCAGAACCCAACUGCAUCACAAGGUGGUGGUGCAAAUGAGAUCAAAUUGUAGUGAUUUCGCCACCAACCUAGACUGUUACACAGUCCCAAAGGUAACAGAUUCUACCCCAGCGGUACGUGUGAAUUUAGAUUCCUGGAAUAUACCACCCGGUAUUCUGCUCGCCGAUGAAAGCUUCCAUUGCCCCAGCGAGAUAGAUAUGCUGAUUGGAGCCGAACUCUUUGCAGAAAUUUUGAAGCAAGGUCGGAUCAAGCUCUCUGAUCGUCUACCAUCUCUGAUUGAAACAGAGUUUGGAUGGACAGUGACUGGCCCGUACGACGAUCAGGAAAGUGACAGUCUAGUAUGUGCCCCAGCAAACAAACUACCAGGCAAGGACGUGCAACCAAUGCCGGUUGGGAAGUCGAGGAAGAACGCCUUAGCAAGGACAUCGGAACAGCAACAACCAACGACCAUUGGACUUGGAUCUGCGUUCCAACGGGCGGGAGUAUGUUCGCGAACAUACGCUCCAAAUGACGGCAGCAGCAUAUGGUAA